Molecule: messenger RNA, 1961 nt
Organism: Camellia sinensis
Lineage: Eukaryota; Viridiplantae; Streptophyta; Magnoliopsida; Ericales; Theaceae
Source: RefSeq, a predicted model, not a curated record
UGUAAUAUUCAAAAAUAAAAAAAAAAGGGCAACGAUGUAUAAAAUUGUGUACCCCCAUCCAUCGAACCAGUAGAUCCACCUCCAUCCAGUCGAUCGAAGACCCCGAUCCAUUGAACCAGUCGAUCCACCUCCAUCCAGUCGAUCGAAGACUUCGAAGAAUUGUGUGAAUGUAAGAGGUGCUUGAUUUCUGAAAUAGCUUUAGAGAGAAUAAAAUGAGUAUUGUGCCGAAGGAGACUAUUGAGGUCAUAGCGCAAAGCAUUGGGAUUAAUAGCCUAUCUCCAGAUGUUGCACUUGCUCUUGCUCCUGAUGUGGAGUACCGUAUGCGUGAAAUAAUGCAGGAGGCAAUCAAAUGCAUGCAUCAUUCAAAGAGAACUAUGUUGACAACAGAUGAUGUUGAUAGCGCACUCAACUUAAGAAACGUUGAGCCAAUUUAUGGAUUUGCCUCCGGGGAUCCUUUACGGUUCAAAAGAGCUGUUGGACACAAGGAUUUGUUUUACAUUGAUGACAAGGAUUUGGAUUUUAAAGAUGUGAUUGAAGCGCCUUUGCCAAAAGCACCACUUGAUACUUCAAUUGUUUGUCACUGGCUGGCUAUUGAAGGUGUACAACCUGCUAUUCCAGAAAAUGCUCCUGUGGAAGUUAUUGCUGCUCCUUCUGAUAACAAAAAACCUGAGCAGAAAGAUGAUCUUCCUGUCGACAUUAAAUUACCUGUUAAACAUGUAUUGUCUAGGGAGCUUCAGCUAUACUUCGAUAAAAUCACCGACCUUGCUGUGACUAGGUCUGACUCGGUCCUUUUCAAGGAAGCCUUGGAGAGUUUGGCAACAGACUCAGGACUUCAUCCUUUAGUUCCUUAUUUUACCUACUUUAUUGCCGAUGAGGUUUCCCGUGGUUUAAACAAUUUCCAUCUGUUGUUUGCUCUGAUGCGUCUUGUUGGGAGCCUUCUCCAGAAUCCGCACAUACACAUAGAACCUUAUCUACACCAGUUGAUGCCAUCGGUUGUUACCUGCCUUGUUGCAAAGAGAUUAGGGAACCGAUUUGCUGACAACCACUGGGAACUUAGAGACUUCACAGCAAACUUGGUUGCUUCAAUUUGCAAGAGAUUUGGGCAUGUUUAUAAUAAUCUCCAGACACGCUUGACAAAGACUUUGGUCCACACACUCUUGGACCCAAAAAGGGCAAUGACUCAACACUAUGGUGCUAUACAGGGGUUGGCAGCUCUAGGACCUAAUGUGGUCCGCCUUCUUGUUCUGCCAAAUCUGGAGACAUAUAUGAAACUUCUUGAACCAGAGAUGCUUCUAGAAAAGCAAAAGAAUGAGAUGAAGAGGUACGAAGCUUGGCGUGUUUAUGGGGCUCUGCUGCGUGCUUCAGGUCAAUGCAUAUAUGAUCGGCUGAAGUUGUUCCCCCAUUUAUCAUCCCUGCCUCCAAAUGCUGUCUGGAGGACCAAUGGAAGAGUUGUUACCGCAAUGCCAAACAAUAAACGCAAGGCAAAUGCGGAUCUCUUGGAGCAGCAGCCUCCCCACAAGAAAGUCGCUACCGAUGGCCCAAUGGUCAUACAGUCUAACAAUUCCAUGCCAUCAGAUAUCCGAGGAGACCUAGGAGUUGCAGCACCUUUGGGUGAUUCUGAAGCGGGCCCAUCAUCAUCGUCAUCUUCUAGAAGGAUCCCUAGCGAGGGCAUUUCAGGUAGCAGCGGAAGUAGAGUAAGCAGCAGCAGGGGUGGUGAUCAAGCUUUGAAGAUGUCGGCUGUUCUCAAUCAGGCUUGGAAGGAUGACCUAAACUCUGGCCGUCUUCUGGUCUCAUUGUUUGAACUGUUUGGUGAAGGUAUUUUCAACUUCAUUCCAUCUCCCGAGAUGUCAUUGUUUUUGUAAUUAUUUGGAGAAAGGAUUUAAACUUUUGUUGUGUAGUAAUCAGUUACUGAUUGAAGAAAAUUGGUCUUAAUCAAAAGAACAGAGAUGUAUAUGGCCUAA